Molecule: messenger RNA, 2201 nt
Organism: Lucilia sericata (common green bottle fly)
Lineage: Eukaryota; Metazoa; Arthropoda; Insecta; Diptera; Calliphoridae
Product: protein kinase C, eye isozyme-like
Exons: 13
Coding region: 124-2184 (686 amino acids)
Biological process (GO): protein phosphorylation
Molecular function (GO): ATP binding; zinc ion binding; diacylglycerol-dependent serine/threonine kinase activity
Source: RefSeq, a predicted model, not a curated record
AGCAACCACAGUCAUUAUUUGACCAACGAAGAAAGCAGACUAGAAAGCUUAAGAAAUAGUUUCAAAUAGAAAAAAAAAACAGGAAAAAGGAUUUUAAACUAGAAUUAUUGGAUUAAAAUAAAAAUGGCAGCAGCAGCACCGGCAGCUGGAGCACCAGCCGCAGCAGCGGCAGGAGCAGCUGGGGUACCAAAAAAUCUAGUGGAAAUUGCAGGAGAGGCCAAUAUCACUAAUUAUAUGAAAAAUCGUUUAAGACGUGGUGGCAUGAAACGUAAAGGCAUGCAAAUUGUUAAUGGCCAUAAAUUUGUGGUGAGAUUUUUCAAACAGCCCACAUAUUGUGGCCAUUGUAAGGAUUUUAUUUGGGGUUUUGGUAAACAGGGUUUCCAAUGUGAAGACUGUCGUUUUAAUAUUCAUCAAAAAUGUGUGAAUUUUGUGGUGUUUAAAUGUCCUGGAACUGAGACAGACAUUGAUGGUGAUUGUGCUAAGGUAAAGCAUUCUUGGAUUUCUACCACCUAUUCGGCUCCUACAUUUUGUGAUGAUUGUGGUCUUCUACUGCAUGGUGUCGCUCAUCAAGGAGUCAAAUGUGACAACUGUAAUCUUAAUGUCCAUCAUGGCUGUAAGGAUAAGGUGCCACCACUUUGUGGUUCGGAUAUUAGUGAAAUCAGAGGAAAAUUAUUGCUAUAUGUAGAACUUAAAGGCAAUAGUUUGAAAGUGGAAAUCAAGGAGGCUGCUAAUCUAAUACCCAUGGAUACUAAUGGCCUUAGUGAUCCUUAUAUAGCAGUGCAAUUACAUCCCGAUCGCAGUGGCAAGACUAAAAAGAAGACCAAAACUAUUCAAAAGAAUUUAAAUCCAGUAUUCAACGAAACUUUUACAUUUGAUAUAACACCACCGGAUCGUGAGAAACGUUUACUGGUAGAAGUUUGGGAUUGGGAUCGUACAUCACGUAAUGAUUUUAUGGGUUCAUUUUCCUUUAGUUUGGAUGAGAUUCAAAAGGAACCCAUUGAUGGUUGGUAUAAAUUUUUGUCUCAGGUUGAGGGCGAACAUUACAAUAUACCUUGCAGUGAUCCAGUCAAUGAUAUUGCACGUUUGAGGGAUGAAGUUAGGCGCGAAAAACCCGCCAAUACACGUCGCAUGGACAACAAGGAUAUGCCUCAUAAUAUGAGCAAACGUGAUAUGAUUAGGGCAGCCGAUUUUAAUUUCAUUAAGGUCUUAGGCAAAGGUUCAUAUGGCAAAAUACUCUUGGCUGAGCGCCGUGGUACUGAUGAACUGUAUGCCGUUAAAGUUUUAAGAAAAGAUGUCAUCAUACAGUCCGAUGAUAUGGAAUUGCCCAUGAUUGAGAAGAGUAUUUUGGCUUUACCCGGCAAAUCACCAUUUUUGGUUUCACUACACUCAUGCUUUCAGACUAUGGAUCGUUUAUUCUUUGUUAUGGAGUAUUGCAAGGGUGGAGAUUUACUAUAUCAUAUGCAACAAUAUGGUAGAUUUAAAGAAUCGGUGGCCAUAUUUUAUGCCGUUGAGGUGGCUUUGGCUUUAUUCUUUUUACAUGAACGUCGUAUUAUUUAUCGUGAUUUGAAAUUGGAUAAUAUUUUGCUGGAUAUGGAGGGUCAUGUCAAGUUAACCGAUUUUGGUUUAUCCAAGGAUAAUAUGGCUGAAAAUGAUACUACAAAGACAUUUUGUGGCACUAGUUCUUAUAUGGCUCCAGAGAUUAUCUUGUGUGAACCCUAUAACCACACUGUUGACUGGUGGGCAUAUGGCGUUUUAUUAUAUGAAAUGAUGGCUGGUCAACAGCCUUUUGAGGGCGAUGAUGAUAAUACCAUUUUCAAGAAUGCCAAAGAAAAGAAGGCAGUAUUUCCCAAACAUUUUACUCAAGAGUCAAUGGAUAUUAUAACUAGCUUCUUGGCUAAGAAACCCAACAACCGCUUAGGAGCGGGCAGAUUUGCCCGUACCGAGAUACAAACUCAUCCCUUUUACCAGGGUGUUGAUUGGGAAAUGGCUGAAGCUAAAGAUUGGAUUGAUCCACCCAUUGUGCCAAAUAUAAAACAUCGCAAGGAUAUUGGUAAUUUUGAUCAAACUUUCACCAAGGAGAAAACUGACUUAACUCCUACCGAUAAAUUGUUUAUGAUGAAUUUGGAUCAAAAUGAUUUCAUUGGCUUUUCCUAUAUGAAUCCGGAAUUUAUAACAAUGAUAUAAAAUUGUAAACAAUUUUG